AUGAAACCAUCCUUACCACUGCGACGCAUUUGUCGCCGGACAAACAUCACAAUCCGCCCGCCAACUUCGCCAGCACUCGUUGCACGCAUUUCGCAUCAGCAACGAAUACCGGCUGCAAGCCCUCGCUCAACAUCACUCACAACCACACCUCGCCGACACUUCAACCUCUCGUCGCUUUCCUCCCUCUUUCCCCCAAGCAACGGCAACGGCAAUGACAACAACAAAAGCCGCGUUUUAACCGCCACCCGGACCCUCCCCUACCACCCCAGCGCGCUCUUCAAAGUCAUCUCCUCCGUCGAAUCCUACUCGCAAUUCCUCCCCUUCCUCACGGCCUCAACCGUCACCCAUCGCGAUCCGGAAACGGGGUACCCGACGCGCGCCUUCCUGACAGUUGGCUACGGGCCUCUCAGCGAAACCUUCACGUCGCGCGUGGACUGCAAUCGGGACAAGUGGACUGUCGAGGCGCGCAGCGGGGCCAAGUUCGGGGUGGACUCGAAGGAUGGGCAGGAAGGGGGGAUCUUUCCCGGCGCGAACGAGGGGAUUUUUGAGUAUCUGAGUACGAAGUGGGAGUUGGUGCCGGUCCCCGGUCGAAGUGUGCAGACGCGGGUGCAGUUGGAGAUUCAGUUUGAGUUUCGGAAUCAGUUCCAUGCGGCGAUGAUGAGCGCUGUUGAGGGGCAGAUGGCGAGUGUUAUGAUUGAGGCAUUUGAGAAGAGGAUUAGGGAGGUGGAGGGGAGGUAA
Messenger RNA from Aspergillus lentulus, 738 nucleotides. Its product is annotated as ubiquinone-binding COQ10-like protein. The record is from RefSeq and is a predicted model, not a curated record. Gene Ontology annotation, biological process: cellular respiration. Gene Ontology annotation, molecular function: ubiquinone binding. Gene Ontology annotation, cellular component: mitochondrion. NCBI's taxonomy places the organism in Eukaryota, Fungi, Ascomycota, Eurotiomycetes, Eurotiales, Aspergillaceae.